CGCCGCCCGGCGCGGGGGCCAUGGCGUUCACCUUCGCCGCGUUCUGCUACAUGCUCACCCUGGUGCUGUGCGCCUCCCUCAUCUUCUUUGUCAUCUGGCACAUCAUAGCCUUUGACGAGCUGCGGACCGACUUCAAGAACCCCAUCGAUCAGGGGAACCCAGCGCGGGCACGUGAGCGUUUAAAAAACAUCGAACGCAUCUGCUGCCUCCUGAGGAAGCUGGUGGUCCCAGAAUACUCCAUCCACGGCCUCUUCUGUCUGAUGUUUCUGUGUGCAGCAGAGUGGGUGACCCUGGGCCUCAACAUCCCCCUCCUCUUCUACCACCUCUGGAGGUACUUCCAUCGUCCUGCGGAUGGCUCCGAGGUCAUGUAUGAUGCGGUCUCCAUCAUGAAUGCUGACAUCCUCAACUACUGCCAGAAGGAGUCCUGGUGCAAACUCGCCUUCUACCUGCUCUCCUUCUUCUAUUACCUGUACAGUAUGGUUUAUACGUUGGUGAGUUUCUAAGGGGGAAGCCGGCCAGGGAGCAAGCCCAGAAUGGACCGGACGCCUGUGCACCCCCAGCCCUGCCCCUCGGCCGCAGAGGCCUCAGCCCCGGGGAGGGAGGGGGCACUGGUGCCCCCAGCCUCCUCUCCACGCCCCCCCCCAAACUGCUGCUGCGGGGACCUCCCGCCUUCAGAGCCCCCUCCCCUUGGACUAGGGCUGGGCAGAGCUCUAAAUAGGGGCAGGGGCUCCCCUGCCAGCCUGUAGGCAUGGCAGUCAGUCUUGGAAGGGGUGGAACCUCCAGCCUUGUCCACUUCGGUGGGGCGGGGGGGACACGGGCCCUGCCAAGGGGCAGGGCUUGACCCUGGAAGUUCUAGGCCACCCCCCUCCACCCCCACCCUGAGGCUCCCCCUGCAGGUGGGGGGGUACCCACACCGGGAAUGAGCAGGCUCAGCAGGGGGGCAGCCCCACCCCUAGUCUGCCCUCUCCCCUCCCCCAGGCUCUCUCUCCAGAUCUCCCCCUUCCCCAUUCCCACUUGCCCCAACCCCAGCCUGUCCUGUCUCUUGGACCUAUUUUCUAUGUUGCCUGGAGGAGUCCGGCACCCCCUCCCCGGCCAUUUGUGACAAAAUAUGAAUAAACUACUGCAAACA
This is a messenger RNA of Lynx canadensis (Canada lynx), 1129 nucleotides long. RefSeq names its product cornichon family AMPA receptor auxiliary protein 2 (gene CNIH2). Bases 21 to 503 code for a protein of 160 amino acids. Gene Ontology annotation, biological process: regulation of AMPA receptor activity; vesicle-mediated transport. Gene Ontology annotation, cellular component: dendrite; synapse. The transcript has 6 exons. Lineage: Eukaryota; Metazoa; Chordata; Mammalia; Carnivora; Felidae. The record is from RefSeq and is a predicted model, not a curated record.